CACAGCCGAUUUUUGACAGGAGUACAAAGACUACUCAGUGGAGAAGAACAGCUCAGACAAACACUGCUGCUCAACAUGCAAACGAAAUUAACCUAAACCACAUCGGUGUAAUUAUACUGAUGGGAAGAACCAUAUGCAAAGAGAAGCUCAAAAAUGGAUCGGAGAGUUAGACGUAAAAUCUUCUACACUUAAAAAAAAAGAAAAAACAUCCUAAAACGUGUAGACGAUAGUGUGGGAGAAAUUUAGCGGCUUUGUCAGAGCUGUCAGAGCAAAGCUUGUUCCAUAUACCGCAUCCCUCCCCUCCCCUCCCCUCCCGGGCGGCCGCUUAGUCCCCGCCCCCAGGCUGAGCCCCGCCCACCUCCGCCCCAGCUCGCCCCGCCCCCUGACUGAGCGUCCCGGGCGUCUAGCGGGGUGCGCGCAGGCUCCAUUCUCCUCCCCCCGGAAGAGCCGCAGUGGAGGCACUGCCAGGCUGGUCCUGCGUCGACUGCGAGCGCCUAUUCUGCCGGGGCGCGAGCCAGGCCCGCCCCAGACCGCGCGCUCUCGCGCAGGCGCCCCGCCCCCGACGGCCUCCUCGUGCACCCGGGCCCACGUCGCGACCCCACCGCCCAGCCGCCGCGUUCCAGGGCGCCGCGUCUCAGGAGCAGCGCCCCUCGGUGACACUGAGCGUCUGCCAUUACCUAGACCGAGAUGAACAACGAACAAGUUACACUGGUUGGUCAAGUAUUCGAGUCGUAUGUUUCAGAAUACCAUAAGAAUGACAUUCUCCUGAUCUUAAAGGAAAAAGAUGAAGAUGCUCAUUUCCCAGUUGUGGUUAAUGCCAUGACCCUUUUUGAGACAAACAUGGAACUUGGGGAAUAUUUCAACGCAUUCCCCAACGAAGUACUGACCGUUUUUGACAGCGCACUGCGAAGAUCAGCCUUGACAAUUCUCCAGUCCCUUUCUCAGCCUGAGGAUUUCUCCAUGAAGCAGAAUCUUCAUGCCAGGAUAUCAGGUUUACCUGUCUGUCCUGAGCUGGUACGGGAGCACAUUCCUAAAACUAAGGAUGUCGGACAUUUUCUGUCUGUCACUGGGACAGUGAUCCGGACAAGCCUGGUGAAGGUCCUAGAGUUUGAGCGGGAUUACAUGUGCAACAAGUGUAAGCAUGUGUUUGUGGUCCAGGCUGACUUUGAGCAGUACUACACCUUCUGCCGACCUUCAUCAUGUCCCAGCUUGGAGGGUUGUAACUCGUCAAGAUUCACCUGCCUCUCAGGCUUGUCUUCCUCGCCAAGCAGGUGUAGAGAUUAUCAGGAAAUCAAAAUUCAGGAACAGGUUCAAAGACUAUCUGUUGGAAGCAUUCCACGAUCCAUGAAGGUUAUCCUGGAAGAUGACUUAGUAGACAGCUGCAAAUCUGGUGAUGACCUCACAGUUUAUGGAGUGGUGAUGCAAAGGUGGAGGCCCUUUCAACAAGAUGUGCGCUGUGAAGUGGAGAUAGUUCUGAAAGCCAAUUAUGUUCAAGUGAACAAUGAACAUUCUGCAGGGAUCAUUGUGGAUGAAGAAGUUCGAAAGGAAUUUGAAGAUUUCUGGAAAUCCUAUAAGAGCAAUCCUUUUGCAGGAAGGAAUGAAAUACUGGCCAGCUUGUGCCCUCAAGUUUUUGGGCUGCAUCUAGUAAAGCUUGCUGUAGCCAUGGUGCUGGCCGGUGGGAUUCAAAGGACUGAUGCUACAGGAACACGGGUCAGAGGUGAAUCUCAUCUUUUAUUGGUUGGGGAUCCUGGCACAGGGAAGUCUCAAUUCCUCAAGUAUGCAGCAAAAAUUACACCAAGAUCUGUGCUUACCACAGGAAUUGGAUCAACUAGUGCAGGUCUAACAGUAACUGCUGUAAAAGACUCUGGAGAAUGGAAUUUGGAGGCUGGCGCAUUAGUCCUUGCAGAUGCAGGCCUUUGCUGUAUCGAUGAAUUUAACAGCCUCAAAGAGCAUGAUAGAACCAGCAUCCAUGAAGCAAUGGAGCAACAGACCAUAAGUGUUGCCAAAGCUGGCCUUGUUUGCAAGUUGAACACAAGGACCACCAUCCUGGCAGCAACUAACCCCAAAGGCCAAUAUGAUCCCCAUGAAUCUUUGUCAGUGAACAUUGCCCUUGGCAGCCCACUCUUAAGUCGCUUUGAUCUGGUCUUGGUUUUGCUUGAUACCAAGGAUGAAGACUGGGACCGUAUAAUUUCUUCCUUUAUCUUAGAAAACAAAGGUUACCCAAGCAAAUCAGAGAAGCUCUGGAGCAUGGAGAAGAUGAAAACCUACUUCUGCCUCAUCAGGAAUCUGCAGCCCACACUGUCUGACGUAGGAAAUCAAGUUCUUCUCCGGUACUACCAGAUGCAAAGACAGAGUGAUUCCCGGAAUGCUGCCCGCACCACUAUCCGCCUGUUGGAAAGCUUAAUACGAUUAGCAGAAGCUCAUGCUCGCCUGAUGUUUCGUACCACCGUGACUCUGGAAGAUGCCAUCACAGCGGUAUCAGUUAUGGAGUCUUCAAUGCAGGGAGGUGCACUGCUAGGAGGUGUGAAUGCACUCCAUACUUCCUUUCCUAAAAACCCUCUUAAACAGUACCGCAGACAGUGUGAACUUAUUCUGGAAAAGCUGGAGCUGCACGACCUCUUGAGUGAAGAGCUAAGAAGACUAGAAAGGUUACAGAAUCAGAGUGUGUGCCAGUCGCAGCAACAGGAAGUGGAGACAGAGAUGGCUCCGGGACCCAUGAGCAAUGAUCUGGUGAAAGAGUCUACAUUCAGAACUUCAACACAACAGGAAACCAAUUGUGGUAUACAUAUCUUCUCCCCUGGAGGUACUCCCGCGGAAAGCGCUCUGCUCAAUCCCCUAUCCCAUCUGGAACCCAAUAUAUCAACAAACAGAAACCAUUCCGCUGAGCACAAAAAUAACAGAGAUGAUAGUUUGGACUGGUUUGACUCUGUGUCAGCUCAUCAGCUUGAACCUAAAAACACUGUUUCUGUGUCUCCCGUUCCCAAAACAACUAGGGGGAAAAUGCCUUUAAAAGUUCCCAGCAAUAAAUUUCAGGGGAAGAAAAAGAAUGAGCCAGCCCCAAGAAGGCCAUUGGAAACUGGACAGCUUUCAGCACCUGGAGAAACAGAGACUGUACUGAAACUAGACUCUGUUGAGAGAAAAAAGGCAGCAGUAGUUCCUGAAGAAAUGUCAACUGAAGAACUAGACUCAGUGCUGACUCACCUUGUCCCCAGGAAACUGCACAAAUUGCGCAAGGGGAGGUCCCAGGAGUUGUGCAGAAAUUCCACAAAGGCACCUUCACAGCCUCCAAGCCCUUCUCCUCCCCCUCAGACCACUCCUGUACAAGGCCCAGAAAGAACACUAGAAACUCCCAAAAGAAAGAGACGGAAAUUACUGGCUCGGGUGGAAGAGCAUGAACUUGAAAGCGCUGAGAGUUCAGGUCCUCCCGUGGACAAAUUGGCAAAAUUUACUUUUAAACAAAAGUCAAAACUGAUUCACAACCCUGACAACAACAGCCAUGUAUCUUCCAGCACAACAAUAAGAGCUCAGAACCCUAAAUGUUCCCAUCAUAAAACAAGAAGAGAGCCAGUUCUGCCCGUGAAGGGUUCAGAAAACUUGAUGUCUACUUCAGAAAAUAGCAGCUCACAUAAACUGCUGCAUAAGAUGAGGGAGGUAGCAUGUCAGCCGCCAGAGAAAGACAGAGCAGGAGAGAGGAAAGAUUCUGUCUCUGAAAAGAGAGUUAUUCCACCUGAAUUAGAAUUUGGAAAUGAGACUGGGCUUUCUUAUCUUACUUGUGAAAGAGACAGAAAGGAAGAGGUCUCAUGCAGUAGUACUGGCAGCAAGGUUCAUGCACGCACAUUAGCUAGAUUGGCAAACUUCUCCUUUACUUCCUCCUCUGAAAACAAAUCACAGUUCUCUCCUCCUCUCCCCCCUCCUCCUCCUGAAAGUAAGAACCAGAGUGAGAGGGACCCAAGCUCUCUUCCUACAAUCACAGUCCCAGUAGUUGGCGGUAAAAGGAGAACUUUUCAGCUGGGGGAGUCCACCAAGAAAUCAACUCUUUCAAAACAAUACCUGUUCAGUUUAUCAGAGCUAGAUGAUGACGCAUUAGAUUUUGAUUGGGAUGAAGAAAUCAGAAAAAAGCCGUAAUUGUGAAAAGCCUUCUAGUCAACUUUCAGCCUCCCAACUCACUCGGUGCAACAUCAUAUAUGCAGUGUGCUAUCUGUACAUGUACAGAACUAUUAGUCAGAUGGAGUGCCAUUCUGAAUACCAACUCCUCCCACCAGGUUUGAUAAUUUCAAAUUUAUGUCCAUGACUUAAAAACUUGUAUCAGUCAUGGGGCCGGGUGGUGGCACACCUGGUUAAGUGCAAAUGUUAUAGUGCGCAAGGACCUGGGUUCAAGCCCCCGGCCCUCACCUGCAGGGGGAAAGCUUUGCAAGCAGUGAAGCAGGGCUGCAAGUGUCUCUCUAUCUCUCUCCCUCUCUAUCACUCCCUUCUCUCUCUCGAUUUCUGGCUGUCUCUAUCCAAUAAAUAAAUAAAGAUAAUUAAUGUUUAAAAAAGACUUUUUUAAAAAAACUUUUAUCAGUCAAUUUAGGCCAGUGUGAUAGGAACUACUUGACAUUAUACUUGAUUUUACGAAAGGGACACUUCUACCCCCAGGGAUGUUCCUGCUUUAGUUUUGUUUGUUCAUAAGGAAAACCUUCUUUCAUUCAUUCUGGAACAAGUACCCAUAAGCUUGUGCUCAUAAGGCAGAUACAUACGGCAGAUAGGCUCUUUCUCCGCUUUUUCCUUUGCUUUUUAAUCGAUUUUGUUUUCACCCAAGAUGUGCUGAGUAUAGUGAAUAUUUAUUAAAAUACCUCAAAAUCUUGAGAAAUUUGCAACAUCUUUUUGUGUUUACUGUCUUGUCAGAGUAAAUGCGGCUCAUGUCGUCUCUCUUCGAGAGAGAGCUUUACAGUUCGAUGGUUUUCCUAAAGUGGCCAAACAGUAGCACUGACCUACUGACUCUGUGAGUUUGCCCUGUUUUUUUAAAGCCAACAUCCUGCACUUCGAAUCACAACUUCAAUCUUACUG
Molecule: messenger RNA, 5046 nt
Organism: Erinaceus europaeus (western European hedgehog)
Lineage: Eukaryota; Metazoa; Chordata; Mammalia; Eulipotyphla; Erinaceidae
Gene: MCM9
Product: minichromosome maintenance 9 homologous recombination repair factor
Exons: 13
Coding region: 688-4125 (1145 amino acids)
Biological process (GO): double-strand break repair via homologous recombination
Cellular component (GO): MCM complex; nucleus
Molecular function (GO): single-stranded DNA binding; ATP hydrolysis activity; ATP binding
Source: RefSeq, a predicted model, not a curated record